CCUACUCUUUGUCCAGAACCCCAGUGCGUGUUCGCGCAACGCUGGCUGUCCGCCGAGACCUCGCCGCGCAUACAGCCUCCAGACUACAGCAGAAGGCGUCCACAGUCCCAGUAACACCGUCUAAACUGCAACAGGCGACAGAAACUUUUCACUAAUUAUCUCAUUUAUAUUUUCCGACACAGCUGUCACAGUUAAAACCGAAUUCGCUUUGGAGACUACUUUUUCAAUGAACGUUGACACAAGAAAAUAAUUUCAUGAACGAUUUUAUUUUGACACAGUCGACUUUUUAAAAUAGAUUACUCGUGUCUUUUCGGUACGCUGCAAUCUAAUGGUCGUUUUUUCUUUUGCCUUGAACGUCUCGGGGGACUUGUGGAACUAAAAACGCCAAAAAAUUAAAGGAGAAGAAAAGUUUUUUGAACACUUCAGAGGUUGUCUUAUUCCAGUAGUCCAUGUUUUCUUUUGUGUUAUCGGGACACUAAUUUGACAAUCAUUUGCACUGUCUUCAACGAGGCCCUUGUAGCGCUGGCCGAAGUACCGUGCACUUUCUAAAAAUCCAGUUGGCAAACUAGUCAACUAACUUGAUUUCUGACUGCCCGGCUCUCGAGCUAGCUAGCUAGCUUGCGAAGAAGCUUACAUCUGUGCAUGUGCAAAAUCUAACGAGGUACCUCGGACACUUAAGCAGGAAAGUUUUUUUCAGACUCUGUGUGUUGCUGUUUAAAAUAUAACAAUGAAGAUAUUAAAAGUGCCUUCAAUAAUUUGCACGUUGGCCGUGUUUUUCGUCUCGGCGAGAGCGGAGCAGAAAUCGAAGAGUUGCAGUGAAGUAAGAAUAGCGUACAGCUCCAAAGGUUUCAACCACAAUGAUGUUCCCAAUCAAGGAGUGAAUGGUGCGCACCUGAAGGUGUGUCCUCAGGGCUUCAGCUGCUGCACGGUGGAGAUGGAGGAGAAGCUGAGCCAGCAGAGCUGCACCGACCUGAAGGCCCCAGUCAGCCAGCUGAGCGGCAGCCUGAAGAGCACCUUCACCCAGAGGCACCAGCACUUUGACCAGUUCUUCCGCGAGCUGCUGGAGAACGCGGAGCGCUCGCUGCACGACAUGUUCGUGCGCACCUACGGCAUGAUGUACAUGAAGAACGCCGAGCUCUUCCAGCACUUCUUCCGCGAGCUGCGGCGCUACUACGCGGCGGGCGGCGCCGCCGUCAGCCUGGACGCCAUGCUGGCCGACUUCUGGGCCGAGCUGCUGGAGCGCAUGUUCAAGCUGGUCAACGUGCAGUACGACUUCCCCGAGGCCUACAUGGACUGCGUCAGCCGCCACACCGAGGAGCUCCGGCCCUUCGGCGACGUGCCGCGCAAGCUCCGCCUCCAGCUGACCCGCGCCUUCGUGGCCGCGCGCACCUUCACCCGCGGCCUGGGGCUCCUCCCCGAGGUGCUGGACAAGGUCUCCACGGUGAGAGACUCUCCGGCCUGCGAGCGGGCCGCCAUGAAGAUGCUCUACUGCCCCUACUGCUCGGGCCAGGUGGCCCUGAAGCCCUGCAAGAACUACUGCCUGAACGUGCUGCGCGGCUGCCUGGCCAACCAGGCCGACCUGGACUCGGAGUGGAACAACUUCCUGGAGGCCAUGUUGAGUCUGGCAGAGAGGUUGGAGGGCCCGUUUAAUUUCGAGUCUGUGAUGGACCCCAUCGAUGUGAAGAUCUCUGAUGCCAUCAUGAACAUGCAGGAGAACAGCAUGCAGGUCUCGCAGAAGGUGUUUCAAGGCUGUGGGCAGCCCAAGCUGGCCACGGUCGUCCGGUCCAGCCGGUCCAUCAAAGAUCAAAGCUUCCCUGGCCGCUUCAGACCCUACACCCCUGAUGCCUUGCCCACCACUGCAGCCGGAACCAGUCUCGACAGGCUGCUAACGGAUGUGAAGAAGAAACUGAAGCAGGCGAAGAAGUUUUGGUCCACCCUGCCGGAGAAUGUGUGCAAGGAGGACAGGGUGGAGCCGGGAGACGAGUGCUGGAACGGCACUGCCAAGAGCAGGUAUGAGUCUGUCGUCAUGGGCAGCGGCUUGGCCAAUCAGGUGUCGAAUCCCGACGUGGAAGUCGACGUUUCGAAGCCGGACGUGAUGAUUCGCCGUCAGAUCGCGGUACUGAAGGAGAUGACCAACCGACUGAAGGCAGCGCACAGUGGCAACGACAUCACCGUUGAGACGGACGAGGACGAGGGCAGCGGAGAGGAGAGCGGCAGCGGGUGCGACUCGCCCUCCUGCGAGGACAACCUGGACAUUUACAUCUCCACGCGCAGCCCCCACCAGCCCAGGGCGCCGCCGCGCGUGAACGAGGUGAAGACCGACGAGGGCGACCGCAGCGGCGCCGGGCCGGCCAGCCGGGGCAGCGGCGCCCUGGCGCUGGCGGGGCUCGCCCUGGCUCUGCUCUUACCCCUCUGGAGAUAGACGGACCGCGAGAGAGAUGGAGGGAGAGUGCGAGAGAGAGAGAGAGAGAGAGAGGGAGAGGAAGAGGACACUGUCAGAGGACAUUUUGACUGCCUUCAGGACCUUUGUCUGCCAGCUGGGGAUGAAUUUUGAGCUGUUCACCUUUUAUUCAUUUCGCCCUUCUAGUGUUUUUUUUUUUUUCUUCUUGUGAAUGGACAUUGUUCACCAAUGGGAUCCGAAUUCCAUUACGUUUUAAGUCGUCGUCUUGCAGCCUUUUUUUAAUUGGUUUCCCCCAUGUGAUUGACAGCGUCCGUUUUAAUUCAGUGUGCCUUUGUCUUAUUUUCUUAAGAUGCACACGGUCAUUGUGUGUUUGCGUGCGUGCGUGUGUGUGUGUGAGUGAGUGAGAGAGAGUGUGAGAUAGCGUAUGCAUUCCGUUUCUUAACCACAAUGUAUCUCCUGACAUUUCAGUGUAGUGUAAACCAAUCUCCAAUUUUAGAAGUUUUCAGAUAGGAGGAAUUAGUGUAUUUCAUUGGGGCGGCAGCACCUCUUAAUUUUGUUUUAACCCUGUUUGAUUAUCAUGGAUUUGUGUGCAUGAGGAUAUUGCUUUGAUCAUUUAAUCUGACUUUGGGCCUGGAAUUCUCUGCUCAUAUAAGAAAGAGAAAGUGCUCUGGAUAGAAAACAAAUUCAGACUGAAAAUUAUAUAUAUACACACAUAAUGGAUAGGGCCUUGUUUAUCAUGAGCCAGCUCAGAAAUGCACAACAGAGUGUGUUUGUGUGUGUGUGCACAGGUGUACGUGUGCAUCCCAAAGGGGGUGGAAAUACAGAUUCUGGGGUUGAACAUCAGGAGGGCAUAAGGGAUCUUUGUUCAGUGGAAAAACAAUUGGGUGUGGCUUGGGGAUGUCAGGUGGUUAGGGUAAAGGUUAUGCAAAGCAGCCAUAAAUGAAAGAAAGGUGACUCUCUGCCUCUGAUAGAUGGAAGCUUUUGGUGGAGAGUGGGGUUGGGUGGGGUGGGGGGAUGAUCAGAUUAAUACAAGUGGGAAAGGAAAGGGUGAUGGGAUGGCAAUUGUAAUGGUUUGGGUUAAGUUUGGAAGGUUUACAUUGGGAGAAAUGAAAGUAAAGUGUGUAUGUGCAUGCAGUGCGUGCGUAAGUGUGUAUGCUGAAUUUUGGAUCCUCACUCGAUUAAACUUCCUGCAGAUGGGAAGUGUUUGGGCUGGCCCGAUGGGCAGUACUCUAGAGAGAAAGGUCUGAUAGCGUCAUGCACAUUUACAAUGUGGAACGUGCCCAUCAGAAAUGCCUGGGACUUCUCGCUCUACGUUAAGUGUUGAAGAGGGACAAACCAGCCCUCAAAAUGAGCCCCUAAGGAACAAACCCAAUAGCUAGAGGGUCGAGAAAGUAGGAGGUGUAGCAGACUCUGCACAGUCCAUCCCAUCCUAUCACACUAGAGCAGCUCAGCCUCAGAGUAUUUGAUAGCGUAACUAAAGACAUCAGCUGACCUGACAGAGGUGGGUGGAUUUUGCGUGUGAACGUGCGAGAGUUUUUUUACAGCUCAGAAAAGCCACCCAAACGGAAUUGAGGGUGGUCGAAAACAAAUCUUUUAUAUGCGGAAGGAGUUUUACUUUCAUACAUGGUACUUAAGUUCAUUUUUAUCUCUAGUUCCAAGAAGGAAGACUGAAGUGUCUGUGUUUGUUUGCACCCCAAAAACUUCCAUCUGUAUACCUCAACUGCGACAGUCUGCUUGUAUGUGCUCAUAUUUCCAAGCGUUUCCAGGGCGAUCUUUGUUUUCUUAUCCCUCUUAGUUCAGCAGGUCAGUCACUUGAGUGCCUGUAUGGCAGCAGUGUACCCAACUUUGCAACCAAGUUUCGUUGUUGUAACCCUGUAAUUUAGGGACACUGGCUGCUACAGUGGUGGGAGGACAGACAGGUCUUGACCGCUCAAAACCGUAACCUUGAUCCUGUGGUUAAGUGCCUGCAAAUGUCCUGUAUGCGUGCAACGGCCAAUGUGAUUGUUGACUAUAGUUGUUUUUUUAUUAUUAUUUAAUUCUUUCGCUUUUUUGAUCUUUGACGAAUAUUGUUAGCGGAAAAAUCAGGUGAAUCAAUAUUUCAGUUUAAACUAACAAGUCUUUCUUUUUCCUGCACCAAACUCGAGCCGUUGACAUCUCCAGAUGCUAUUAAUUGCCUUACAUUAGACAUUGUCAUAGGUUAUGUACAGUAAAUUAUUUAAUGGCAUGUUAAUUUUUUUGGAAAGUCAUUUAGAAGUACGCACUCAAAAUUUGCUUCCAUAGCUAUCUGAACUAUACAGAAUUGAUACAAAUAAAAUAUAUAUUUACAUACACAGAUGCAGAUGGGGGAAAAAGGCAUUUCAGUGGUCUUUGAAGAGUUAACUAGUUUUUAUAAUAACUUGAUGUUUUAUGUUUUUUAAAUGACAUUACACAAUGUAAAAUGGAUUGUAUUUUAUGUCGAGGACUAUUUGUACGGUGAUGGCGUAGACUGACUUAACUGGGUGCUUGGCCAGGUCUGGCCAACUCCCUAUCGAAGGUACAUUUCCAGGGGUCACCAGUUACAGCUGUUGGUAAGCUGGGGGUGAUUUCCUCAAACUCAGCCGGGAGAUGACACUGCCUUGAGAUUGAGUGGAUGUCAGAAUCGCUUAGCAGUUCCUUAUUAGAAAGCUGGGCCAGUCCCUGGACUGGUAACCACAAGCGUGAAAAAAAACAGGAAAAACUGGAUUCGCUGAGUGUGUGACGAACCUGACAAAUCACCAGACAGAAGGAAGCUGUGCUCGAUAUUCCACACAGUGUUGUCCCGAUGUGAGCUUAAAGUGUAAGAAAUGGGUGGGAAUGAAAUUGAAUUGCGCAGCCCUUUGCUGUGUCCAUGUUUUUGUUCGGCCCCCAGCGUUUCUGAAUGACUGUAAAUGAACGUUUGUGUGUGCUUGAGGAAACAGAGCUGGGGGGGGAGCGUCUUCAGGGCAUCGUUCGCAGAUCAGUGUACGGAUUACGGCGUGGUGGGAAACAGCCCCCACUUCUUCACCAUGCGUAAUAUUCCCAUCUCCAUCACACAUGCCAGGAAAAAAUCAUUCAGUGCUAGGGAUGGUCACUCCAGCUCUCGAAGCUGGGCGCUUUGAGGUUUUCUAGAUAUUAAAUGGCAGGUGACAAAUACCUGGAAUAACAAGGGACUUAAUUUCAGAUCCAAAUAAUGAUUUUAAACCAGUAACUGAGGCUUGAGUUGGAUUGAUGUUCCUGGUGCACAUGAGGGCUGGUUUUGGCCAUCUCUGGUUUUCAAACAACUGGAUAAAUCUGUGUAAAUACUGAGCAGCCAUUUUGUAAUGUUAGAAUCUCUGAAAGAAGCCUUAACAAAUCACUGAAAACCUUACCAAAUCAUGUUUGAAGUGGAGAGAUGGAAAGAAGAUAGAUGCUAAAAUGUAAAAAGAAAAUUGAAAAAAAAUUCUUAGUCUUGUUAAAAUAAAGACAAGUAUUUAAUUUG
This is a messenger RNA of Anguilla rostrata (American eel), 5876 nucleotides long. RefSeq names its product glypican-4-like. The transcript is spliced from 9 exons. The record is from RefSeq and is a predicted model, not a curated record. Bases 728 to 2422 code for a protein of 564 amino acids. Lineage: Eukaryota; Metazoa; Chordata; Actinopteri; Anguilliformes; Anguillidae. Gene Ontology annotation, biological process: regulation of signal transduction; cell migration; regulation of protein localization to membrane. Gene Ontology annotation, cellular component: cell surface; extracellular region; plasma membrane.